GCUCGAUCAACGGUCAUUGGAGAUAUUAAGGACCGCACAGCAACCUUCCUGGUCUCCUCUCUUCUGUUUUGCGUGCUCCCCGUGUCGGUACUCUUGCGGUACCCUUCCAGUCGCAACCUGUUCAACACGGUACACCCACCCAUACGCGACCGAACCGCUCCCUUCUUUCCCUCCAAAACCGCACCAGCAAUGCACUCUCUCAUAUCCGCUGUGCGUCUUACACGGCGUAUCCCAGCGAUACAUAAAUCGCUGCUCAUACACAGACCAUCAGCCCGGUUCAUGGGUAACGUCUCCCCCGCCCAGUCGCUGGCAGCAGCGGAAACGAGCUCCAAGAACAGACGCGUGUUUGUUCUCAACCUCCCGUACACGGCGACGAUGGACAAGGUCAAGGAGUUUAUGGAGACUCGGGCCGGGCCUGUAACGCAUGCGGAGAUCCUCACCACUCCAGAAGGCGAAUCUAAAGGUUGCGCGGUUGUGGAAUUUGAAGGCCAGGAGAUGGCAGAAAAGGCCAUCGCCAGCAUCUCCAUGCAGGUCUUUGAUGGUAGGAGCGUGUUUGUCCGCCCGGUAGGUCACGACCUUGUUGUGGGUGAACGGGACAGGAAAAUGAACGAGACGGAAUGGCAGGAUCAAUCUGACAUGGGAUUCGGAACCCAGCCUUAUCAGCUAUAUAUUGGGAAUGUUCCCCCCUCCUUCAGCUGGCAAGACCUCAAAGACGUCUUCAAGCCCUUCGGACCAGUAAACCACUGCAACGUCUCCUCCAAACGCGUUGCUUCUGCGACCGAACCCAUCUGGGGGACUCUUCAGCUCCAAAGCGCCGCCCACGCCCAGCGGGCGAUGAACCACUUCGCUGAUGCCGCACGGAAGAGCAGCAUCGGCGCCCUCGUCGUUCUACCGUGGGAAGACCGACCGCGGGAUGUGGAUGUUAGCUUGCUAAACGAUGCUGCGCGGAGGUCAUUAAGACCUAACAAAGGGGAUGGAUCGGCUCCUGCACCGGCUUGGGGAGGCCCGGUUACGUCUCAAGCGGGUCAGGUUGGUCAACCACGCCAGCCUUAUGGGUUUGCCCAGCCGGGCCAGGCAACGUUCUCCGCUCCUGGACGGUUCCCCCCAGGCCAAGUUCAGCAACUCCCCCAACAACCUCAGCAGGAGCAGCAACACUCUCCAGGCCAAGCGCAACCCCUGCCAAACACCUGGAGCAACUACCCCUACCCUUACCCUUACGCCUACCCCCCACCCCCAUCCUCACUCGGGCAAGGCUGGCCCUCCCCCGCCGGCACCCCUCCUCCAGGCACUCCACCGCAGAAUGCCUACCCCGCGCCGCCCCAGGGCUGGCCGUCCCACCCACCUCAGGGCUAUCCCCCGUACCAAGUCCCCUACCCGUACAACUACACCUACCCUCCGAGCCCGGUGACCACCCCAUCUCCCGAUAGCUCAUCCAGUGCCACUCCUUCCCCCGACAGCGCUAUCCCUCCCCCUGUAGAACAAGAGAAGAACAUUUGGAAAGCUCCUACGGGCCCGCGUGCCGCACCUGAGCUCUUCCGGCACCGCACCGCUCUCCACACGGGCGCUAAAACGCAGAUCGUUGUCAAAUUCUUCCCGAACGAGACAGACGAGGAAGACCUCGUCGACCUGUUCACUUCCACCGGUGCGCAAGUCGUCGGCGUCGAGAUCCUCCGCACAGAACGCAUCCGGAACAUGGGCAUCGUACAGUUCUCAACCCCCGACGAGGCGCAAGCAGCGGUCCAAACUUUCCAUGGGUAUAAUUAUGGCGGGCGCGGGCUGGCGCUUAGGAUGGUUAACGAGCCGUUUAACUUUUCGGCUAAGGCUUGGGCGCCGGAUAGGGAGAAGCUGGUGGAAGAGGAGAGGGAGAAGAGCUGGAAGGAUAUGGAGUAGAAAUUCUUUGGGUUGGACUGGGGUUUUGGGUUGUGUUAGGAAGACAAUGAGAUAUAGAUAGUCG
Messenger RNA from Dacryopinax primogenitus, 1954 nucleotides. RefSeq lists its product as uncharacterized. The transcript is spliced from 5 exons. The record is from RefSeq and is a predicted model, not a curated record. Bases 190 to 1890 code for a protein of 566 amino acids. Gene Ontology annotation, cellular component: cytosol. Gene Ontology annotation, molecular function: mRNA binding. NCBI's taxonomy places the organism in Eukaryota, Fungi, Basidiomycota, Dacrymycetes, Dacrymycetales, Dacrymycetaceae.